Messenger RNA from Meriones unguiculatus (Mongolian gerbil), 2922 nucleotides. It is a transcript of the gene Zfp2, whose product is annotated as ZFP2 zinc finger protein. The coding region runs from base 106 to 1746 and encodes 546 amino acids. The record is from RefSeq and is a predicted model, not a curated record. Gene Ontology annotation, biological process: negative regulation of transcription by RNA polymerase II; regulation of cytokine production; regulation of immune system process. NCBI's taxonomy places the organism in Eukaryota, Metazoa, Chordata, Mammalia, Rodentia, Muridae. The transcript has 4 exons.
GGGAAAUGUAGUCCAGCGCGCCCGGCGGGUCUGCGUGUGCCGCCAGCCUCUGGCGUCUCCGGUGACUCGGGUGUUCUGUUUUUCAUUGCAGCAGGAGUCUCUCUCAUGGCUUCCUUUCCUUCCCUCAGCUCCACCUCUAGAGACUGCACAUUCUCUAGGAAGGCCCCACAGAAAGGAGGAAGGCAAUGGCUGUUGGGCCUCUGCUCUUGGGAGCUCAGGCCUGGCGCAUUGUCUUUUGGCAUCCUGUGUUCCUGGGAGGAUCUCCUAGGCCAGUUUUUAAAAAUUUGCCGGGAGACAAGACUUAAAACCAAAGAGUCAACUCUAAAGUCCAAAUUUAUUGAAAUUUUGCCCUAUGGGGUCAUGGAAAGAGAAGAUCUCUGGCAUUCAGCUUUAGAGGUGGUCUGGGAACCUUCCUAUUUCUUAGAGGGGCAACAAGAAAGAUAUCUGGGUCAGGUGACAGUGGCCCAAAAGGAAACCUUUAAUGAGAACGUAGUAUGUGGAAGUAAUAAAACUAAAAAAUGUUCCAUUGAGGGUUCAGUGCUUGAUACACCACAAAGCAUUUCUGUGGUAAGAAGACUCCAUAAUUGGAAUUCACAUGGAAAGGAUUCUAAACAAAAUUCCAAGUUAAUGAAAACUUCAAGAAUGUUUGUAGGAAAGAAAAUAUAUGAAUGUGAUGAGUGUGGGAAAACCUUCAGUCAGAGUUCAUCUUUGCUUAAGCACCAGAGGAUUCACACUGGCGAGAAACCUUAUAAGUGCAAUGUAUGUGACAAGCACUUCAUCGAACGCUCCUCUCUCACUGUUCAUCAAAGGACUCACACAGGAGAAAAACCCUACAAAUGUAAUGAGUGUGGGAAAGCCUUUAGUCAGAGUAUGAACCUUACUGUUCAUCAAAGAACUCAUACUGGAGAGAAACCUUAUCAGUGCAAAGAGUGUGGGAAAGCUUUCCGUAAGAACUCGUCCCUUAUUCAACAUGAAAGGAUUCAUACUGGAGAAAAGCCCUACAAAUGUAAUGAUUGUGGGAAAGCUUUUACACAAAGCAUGAAUCUUACAGUGCAUCAGAGAACUCAUACAGGAGAAAAACCCUAUGAAUGUAAUGAAUGUGGAAAAGCCUUCAGUCAAAGCAUGCAUCUUAUUGUUCAUCAGAGAAGUCAUACUGGAGAAAAACCCUAUGAAUGCAGUGAAUGUGGAAAAGCCUUCAGUAAAAGCUCAACUCUCACUCUACAUCAGCGAAAUCACACUGGAGAAAAACCCUACAAAUGUAACAAAUGUGGUAAAUCCUUUAGUCAAAGCACAUAUCUCAUAGAACAUCAGAGACUUCACUCUGGAGUGAAACCUUUUGAAUGUAACCAGUGCGGGAAAGCUUUCAGUAAGAAUUCUUCUCUUACUCAGCAUCGGAGAAUUCACACUGGAGAGAAACCUUAUGAGUGUAUGGUGUGUGGAAAGCAUUUCACUGGGAGAUCAUCCCUAACUGUACAUCAGGUUAUACACACUGGAGAAAAACCUUAUGAAUGCACUGAAUGUGGAAAGGCCUUUAGCCAAAGCGCCUAUCUUAUUGAACAUCAAAGAAUUCAUACUGGUGAAAAGCCCUAUGAAUGUGAUCAGUGUGGGAAAGCUUUCAUUAAGAAUUCAUCCCUUAUAGUGCACCAGAGGAUACAUACAGGAGAGAAACCCUAUCAGUGUAACGAAUGUGGAAAAGCUUUCAGUAGAAGUACAAACCUUACAAGACACCAGAGGACUCAUACAUGAGGAAAGUUUUCACUGACCCCUUGAUUAUUCCUUUGAUAAUAAUCAGAUGUCAUAUCAAUGUAGAUACUUAAUAACUAUAACUAAUGUAGUAACCUUUUAGUUGAAGUAGAGUAUAGCAUACCAAUAAUAAAACCAUAGCAGAAUAAACAUAUGAGUAAACCCUUGAUUAAGAUAGUAAAAUUUUAUAUCAAGUUUGAGCAGCUGAUACAUAAAUGAUGAAGACAUAGCCUGAACGUAAGCUCUGUUGUGUCAUACUGGGAAUUCUGAUUUGGGCAUCAGAGUUCAUACUGGAUGGAAAAUGUGAUAGUGAUUAACUGGAUAGCCCCAAAAUUGGGUUCAACCCAGUUCUAACCUCCCAUUAACUUGAACAAAUUCCCCAUUUUCAUCAGGUCACAGUAUCCUUAUGUGAUAAAUGAGAGAUUUGGGAUGCAGGUCCAUGAGAUCUGUAUUAGCCAAAAUCCCAAAAAACACAGGGAAAUUUUUUGGUCAUUUGCUGUUAUAUGUGCUAUGGAGGUGCUUCUAUUUCAUAGUAUGGUUUUCUUAGGUGUUUUAGGUUAAAAUUCUCUUACCUCUUAUUGUCCUUUAUGACCUUGGAUUACAUUCUCUCCUUAAUUAAUGUAGAUUACUUGCUACUGGGUUGCAGAUGAAUUGUUUAUAUUUUAACUCCAUAGCAUGGUGCUUCAAAUUCUCAUCUAAUAAUCAUUAAACUAUUCUUAAAUAACUUGAUUAUAUUUAGAUGAUAAGUGACUUAAAUCUUUCAAUACUUAGGAAUCAAAUACAUAUCUUUGCAUCUUAUUUGACUGUCAUGGAAAUUUAAAGACAGGUGAGUAGAACACUAAUUGUCCUGGAUAGUUUUAUGUCAACUUGACACAAACUAAAGUUAUCUAAGAAGAGAGAACCUCAAUUAAGAAAAUGCCUCAAUAAGAUCAGGCUAUAGGCAAGCCUGUAGAGAGCAUUUUCUUAACUAGUGAUUGAUGAGGUGUACCCAGCCCUUGUGAAUGGUGCCAUCCCUGGGUUGGUAAAUCAGGCUGAACAAGCCAGCAAGCAGCACUCCUCGCGGCCUGUGCAUCAGCUCCUACCUCCAGGUUCCUGCCUUUUUUGGUUCCUGUCCUGACUUUCUUCAGUAAUGGAACAGUGAUAUGGAAGUGGAAGCCAAAUAAACCCUUUCCUCCUCAA